Messenger RNA from Heterocephalus glaber (naked mole-rat), 3122 nucleotides. RefSeq names its product synaptojanin 2 binding protein (gene Synj2bp). The record is from RefSeq and is a predicted model, not a curated record. Gene Ontology annotation, molecular function: protein kinase binding. NCBI's taxonomy places the organism in Eukaryota, Metazoa, Chordata, Mammalia, Rodentia, Bathyergidae. Gene Ontology annotation, cellular component: basolateral plasma membrane; cell junction. Gene Ontology annotation, biological process: receptor clustering; cell-cell adhesion; establishment or maintenance of epithelial cell apical/basal polarity.
CGCGGCUGCGGAAGCUGAAGGGGCUGAGAUUAUUAGUUUGUGGCUCCGGGGUUGAUUCACCUUCUCCUGGGCAGAGCCCCGGGCCACCCGCAGAAGAAGCCAGGCGAGCAGUAAAACAUGAACGGAAGAGUGGAUUAUUUGAUCACUGAAGAAGAGAUCAAUCUUACUAGAGGACCCUCAGGGCUGGGCUUCAACAUCGUCGGUGGGACAGAUCAGCAGUAUGUCUCCAACGACAGUGGCAUCUACGUCAGCAGCAUCAAAGAGAAUGGGGCUGCGGCCCAGGAUGGGCGGCUCCAGGAGGGUGACAAGAUCCUCUCGGUAAAUGGCAAAGACCUAAAGAACCUGCUGCACCAGGAUGCCGUAAACCUCUUCCGUAAUGCAGGCUAUGCUGUGUCCCUGAGAGUGCAGCACAGGUUACAGGUGCAAAACGGACCUACAGGCCAUCGAGGUGAAGGGGAGCCAAGUGGUAUUCCCAUAGCUAUGGUGCUGCUGCCAGUGUUUGCCUUCACCGUGGUAGCAGCCUGGGCCUUCAUGAGAUACUACCGGCAACAGCUUUGAAAGGCUUGUUCUCUUCCAGCUCCCAGUGAACUUAACGUUCCUCUCACCUUCCUUCCCUGCCAGUCUCCCACAUCUUUCCUUCUCUCUGUGUAGCCAAAAUAUGAUUUAGAGUGAAUGAUUCCUACCAUGAACUUUGCUGUUCAAAAUCCCAAGUCUUCGUAUUCUAAUGGGGGAGUAAAGGUAUUGUUUGAAGGAAAGCUGAAGAAAAGACUUGCAUAGAACAAGUGAGGAGUUACAUAUUUCACCAGGACUGCCCAUCGAAAUUCAGCUACCGCCCAAAGAGGGAAAAGUCCAGUCUUCCUGUCACCAUGGGUGAUACUUUCUUUCUUUGCUGGUGUGUCUUGAAAGCCAGCUGUAUGACAUGAGAGGAAGAGGGGAUUUUUCUUUUAAUGAUCUUCCUUGAGAAGUGUUUCUGGCCUUUAUUUAAUUUCUAAUUACAUACCUUUGUGCCUGUUUUGGACACAGGAUAUUGCGAAGAGCUUUUUACUUUUUGAAAAAAGCCAAUACAUAUAUACAGUACAUAUACAUGUGCAUAUGUGAUAGUAUAAUAUUGAUGUCUUGUGAAGAAUUAAAGAGGUAAGAAAGCUACUCUGUGGUUUCUAGGUUUCUGAUCUAAGGAAUGAUUUAAACUGAAGAACAUAAAAAACUAUUUGUAGAACCUAUGUAGUGGGAAUGAGAGUGUAAACUUAAAAAGUGAAUGCUCAGUCUUCUUCUCAGAAAAGCUGUGGUAAAACUGAGGUACAGUGCCAUAAAACAGCUCUGCUUCAGUGAAUCUGUUAAAAAAAAAACCUCUGGGGUUUAAAGAUAAGUCUUACCAGUAUCUCUGGGCUACCAUAGUGACUUUUGUGGUACCCCACAGUGCUGUGAAAAGGUCAGCUGGGAUGAUUGUGGUCAGGGCUUUAGCAGUGAGUCAAACCAACCCAAUGAGAGAACUCUAAAAGGACAGGAGAUUAGGCCUCAGUUGUAUUACCUGAACCAUCUCAGGCUACCUUUGAGUGUUUUUGGUUUCUAGUAACAGGAAAAAACUGAGAGAAAGCAUAAAAUUAUCUCUGUUCUGAUUUAGUUAUGGUCUGGACCACCAGUUUUUCUUUUAAAAAACUGGCUUUUAAUAAGUUAAACUGUCAGAGAAGGGGAGAAAAAUGAGUUUUACUUAGUGGGUGUUUCCUAGGGAAAAUCCUGGGAGCAGAUUAUGGAUGAAUGGAAGCGAUGAUAUACCAAGAAUAUUGGUGAGGUGGGAACUAUCCCAAUCAUAUGACGUUUAGGUAAGUUUUGAAGCACUGAGGUUAGCUAAACCCAAGGCUAAUUUCUGGCUUUAAUUUCCAUUCUCUAGACAGCUGGCCAGACUAGGCUUUAUAUCAUUUUGAAAUAUGAUUAUGAGGACUUUUUUUUUUAGACAGUCAGUUAUAUCCAGUUUUAGAACGUACAGUCUAGCAAUCAUUUAACAAAUGCUGGUUGGAUGUCAGCUUUGUCAGGACUCUUUUACAAAGAAGUAAAAUACAUGACCUUCAUCCUAAAGGGUGAUUUGAUUCAGUUGGGAAGAAUAUGCUUAAAAUAGAAUUAGUCACAUAAGUAAGCCAAUGUAAGUUGGUGUUAAGUUUAUACUGCAGACUCUUAAGAGAGAAUAAUUCAUUACUGAGAAUUUGAGGCAGUUCAGAAAGUCCCAUGGAGAAAGGGAACAAGCUAAGGACCCUUGAGGAGCUGACAGUCUAGUUGAACGAGAGAUUUCAUGAAUAGAUGAAAUGUUAAGAGUACUGUAUAUCAUCAGGUUAAGUAACCAUUGAAAAAAAGUGUUACCGUGCAAAGCAUGAUGUAGAACAAAGAAGAUGUACAGAUGACCAUCAUCUUAUUUGUUAGAAAUUUGGAAAAGGAAAGCUGUCACAUAAUGGCAUCAGGCCAGAAUGGAAAGGGAUAGCUUUUAAAAAUAAAGGAUCCCUGCCUCUGGGUCAACUAUUGAUGUAGGGAGAAUCUUGCUGUUAAUAGUCUUGGCAUAUCUUUUGCCUUUCAACCUGAACUGUUUGGUACUUUUCGAGGCCCAUUUAGAUAGCCAGACUCACUGUGGGUUCCACAGAGAAACACCAACACUAUUCCAGUUCUCAUCUCCCCACUUUGGAAGCCUAACCUCUAGUGCCCUUACCUCCCAGAUUCCCCUCAGGCCUUGGACAUUAACACUGAAAAGACCUUGUGAUAUACAAAAUGGAGCAAAUGGAAAGUAGGAAAGAAAACUAUUUAGAUUUUUUUGUUUGUAUAUAAAAUAAGCACCUAGUCCAUUGUUGGUAAAAGUUUGCUUUGGUUGACAAUAGGGAUUCUGUUGCACUUAAAUUUAGGUUUUCUUGGAAAUGAAAUAGCAUUUGAAAACCAAACAUUUUAAGGCCUUAUGCAAAAAUGCUAUUCAUUGUACUCAUUAUAUGGAAACUAAAAAUUAUUAUAAUAGGUGAGGUAUCAGAAUCCAUUAUAGGUUAUAAAAAACUUAUGCUAUUUAUAGACUGAAUCUAAUAUUUCUACCACCGAAAUUAAUAAUGUUGAAAGCUUUGAAAAUUAAAUAUAGGUAUUUUCAAGACCCUAUA